AUGGCACCUCAAUCCCACGGAUCCGCUCCAAACGCGGUAAGGCUCGUAACCAUCCACACCGACGGCUCCUGCCUCGGCAACCCGGGACCGGGCGGUUACGCCGCCGUCCUCGAGUACCGGGGGCAGGAGAGAGAGAUCUCCGGCGGAUUUCGGCGCACCACCAACAACCGCAUGGAAACCCUCGCCGUAAUCGCCGGCCUUGAGGCGCUGACCGAACCCUGCUCGGUAACGGUCUAUAGCGACUCCCGCUACGUCGUCGACGCCAUCGAAAAGGGCUGGGCAGUGAAGUGGAAGGCCAACGGCUGGAUGCGCAACAAGCGUGAACGCGCCGUAAACCCAGACCUCUGGGACCGUCUGCUCACUGCCUUGGACAAGCACAGAGUUGAACUCAAGUGGGUGCGAGGCCACGCCGGCAACACCGGAAACACGCGGGCGGACAGGCUUGCGGUGGCGGCAGCAAAUGGGCAGAAUCUGCCCCGCGACGAAGCAUACGAAAAUCCGGGGAAGGAACCAUUAUGA
Geodia barretti is the source of this 519-nucleotide messenger RNA. The record is from the annotation of a GenBank genome assembly. Lineage: Eukaryota; Metazoa; Porifera; Demospongiae; Tetractinellida; Geodiidae.